This is a messenger RNA of Protobothrops mucrosquamatus (brown spotted pit viper), 1168 nucleotides long. RefSeq names its product ubiquitin carboxyl-terminal hydrolase 22. Gene Ontology annotation, molecular function: cysteine-type deubiquitinase activity. Lineage: Eukaryota; Metazoa; Chordata; Lepidosauria; Squamata; Viperidae. The record is from RefSeq and is a predicted model, not a curated record. Gene Ontology annotation, biological process: protein deubiquitination.
UUCUACUCUGGGCACCGAUCCCCUCACAUUCCAUAUAGGUUAUUGCACCUGGUAUGGACGCACGCACGACAUUUAGCAGGGUACGAGCAGCAGGACGCACACGAGUUCCUCAUUGCUGCACUGGAUGUGCUACAUCGACACUGCAAAGGUGACGAUAAUGGGAAGAAAGCCAGCAAUCCCAACCACUGUAACUGUAUCAUAGACCAAAUCUUCACAGGUGGACUACAGUCUGAUGUCACGUGUCAGGUCUGCCAGUUUACAAGGCCAGAACAUCUAGGAAGCAGUGCCAAAAUCAAAUGUAGUGGUUGCCACAGCUACCAAGAAUCUACAAAACAGCUCACUAUGAAAAAACUACCCAUUGUGGCUUGUUUUCAUCUCAAACGGUUUGAACACUCGGCCAAACUGAGGCGGAAGAUCACUACGUAUGUUUCCUUUCCACUAGAGCUGGACAUGACACCUUUCAUGGCCUCUAGUAAAGAGAGCAGAAUGAAUGGGCAGUACCAGCAACCAGCAGAUAGUCUAAACAGUGAUAAUAAGUAUUCCUUGUUUGCAGUAGUUAACCAUCAAGGAACCCUGGAGAGCGGGCAUUAUACCAGCUUUAUUCGGCAACACAGAGACCAGUGGUUCAAGUGUGACGAUGCCAUCAUCACCAAGGCUAGCAUUAAGGAUGUACUAGACAGCGAAGGAUACUUGCUGUUCUAUCACAAACAGUUCCUGGAGUACGAGUAACCCUGCUCGGCAGCUGACGCGAAAAGACAAAAAAAGAGGAAAGGAAGCGAAAGGAGUGGUGGACUUCCGAUAAAACACACAACACUACCUGAAAUGAAAAAAAAGACACCCAUUCGACAACUGGCCCCGAGCUGCGACAGGACCUGCUUGCCAUCGGCUCACCGCCUAGAGGAGUUUAAAAAAAAAAACAAAAAAACUAAACGAACUCUCUUCCUCGUGUUCGCGGUCCUGCGAGGACAGAAGAAGGGGGGGUGACCCCCCAACAGAGGCUCCCGUCAGUGACUUUGAGCAAAGAAAUAGGAUAAGCGCGCAAAGGUUGCCCUGGAUGGGGGACACAAGAGGGGAGCCGAGGAGUCCACGCGCUGCAGAUUCUCCCGCCGUUCCUCCGAGACGCGCGUGGGAAGGCCCCGGGGUGUGCGCGCGUGCGUGCGUGUGUGUG